AUGCUACCACACUACUGUGCCACGCCCCAGACAGUGCUAUACUCCAGACCGUUCCACCACCCUACCGUGCCACCACUAUACCAUGCCACCAAUACCAUGCUACCACACUACUGUGCCACGCCCCAGACAGUGCUACACUCCAGACCGUUCCACCGCCCUACCGUGCCACCCCUCAAACCGUGCCACCACUAUACCAUGCCACCAAUACCAUGCUACCACAAUACUGUGCCCCACCCCAGACAGUGCUAUACUCCAAACCGUGCCACCACCAUACCAUGCCACCCCUCAGAUCGUUCCACCACUAUACCUUGCCACCCCCAAGACCGUGCCACACCAGGGACAGUGCCAGCACUAGAGAUGUUUUAA
Messenger RNA from Macrosteles quadrilineatus (aster leafhopper), 366 nucleotides. RefSeq lists its product as uncharacterized. The transcript has a single exon. The record is from RefSeq and is a predicted model, not a curated record. Lineage: Eukaryota; Metazoa; Arthropoda; Insecta; Hemiptera; Cicadellidae. Bases 1 to 366 code for a protein of 121 amino acids.